AAAGAAAAAAGCGGAGCUACCCAUCUGAUAGUGCUUUAAGUGAGGUCUUGUGGUUGGAAGCAGUAGUGCGACGGACAGCGCGUUUGGUUUUCAUUAGAUCGUCUCGACACUGACCUUCUGCCCCGGCUACAGAAACGUGAAUCCAGCCCGCUGGCAGGCGUGCUGAGCGGAAGGGAGCCGUGCAGAGCUGAUGUGCAGUGUGCACUUUUCAUUACGCGGUCCGCAGGCUGGACUGCGCUCCCGCACAGAGUGACAGAAGCUACGCAAAGUUGCACGCAAUGGCCGACAAGUAGCACUGACGGGGAUUGAUGGUUGAACUUUCAUCGCAGAGAGGCUAUUUCUCCCCAAAGUGUGACACUGCUGCAACCAUGGUGAGCUGCUGGACUGCCGGAGGUUUACGCAGCGGUGACUGGUGUUCCGCUCCUCUGCUGGCCGCUGCGCUGCUCAGCCUUCUGUUCGCAGGGAUGCAUCUAACCACCGCGUUUCCCUCCUGGAGGUUAGAGGAAGAAGCUCACACCACCAUGUUGCUCAUCGGGAUCCGCAAAGAGGCCCGCUCACAAGUCCUCCACCUGUCCAGGAACAAGCGAUACACCCUGACUCCAGAGCAGCUCAAAUGGGACAAGUUCAAGCUAACUUAUAAGUUGCUGUCUUUUCCAACAAACCUGAUAAAUGCCAGCGACACACGUCGAGGCAUUGCCAGGGCUUUUGGCCUGUGGAGUGAUGUCUCCCCGUUCUCAUUCAGAGAGGUGCCAGCUGACGAGGAGGCAGACAUUAAGAUUGGAUUCUACCUGGUCAACCACACAGACUGCUGGCAGUCCUACCUGCACCAUUGUUUUGACGGCAUCACAGGAGAAUUGGCUCACGCAUUCUUCCCGCCAACGGGUGAGAUCCACUUUGAUGACCAUGAAUACUGGAUUCUGGGAGACAUGCGCUUCAGCUGGAAGAAAGGGGUUUGGCUGACAGAUAUCGUCCAUGUGGCAACUCAUGAAAUCGGCCAUGUCCUCGGACUCAUGCACUCUAUGGACCCUAAUGCUAUAAUGCACUUGAAUGCUACUCUGACAGGACGCAAGCGAAUCACGCAGGAUGAGGUCUGGGGCUUGCACCGUCUCUAUGGAUGUUUGGACCGGUUAUUUAUCUGUCCUGCUUGGGCUCGGAAAGGCUAUUGCGACAGCAAGCGCAGGCUGAUGCAGCGGCACUGCCCCUCCAGCUGUGACUUCUGUUACGAAUUCCCUUUCCCCACUGCAGCCCCCACGCCGACUCCACCAAGGACGAAACACAAGCUGGUCAUCGAGGGCAAGAAGCUAACUUUUCGCUGUGGGAAGAAAAUCGCUUCAAAGAAAGGCAACGUAUACUGGUACAAAGAUGGGGAGCUGCUGGAGCACUCUCACCCAAACUACAUCUCCUUGAAAGAAGACCAUAUCACCAUAGUGGCCAAUGCCAUCAACGAAGGCACGUACACUUGCAUUGUGAAGAAAAAGGACAAAGUUCUUACAAACUACUCAUGGAAGGUGCGUGUGCGCUUCUGAUGGUCUCAUAAGCUGCAGAGCACGCAGGACUUUAGGGCACAUAUUUCAAUUAAAAAGAAAUCUUGUAUCAUCCAUAAAGAUUGUCUGCUUUUAAUUUCGUAAAUCAAUUUUUGUACAUGCCAACAAUAAACGUUUUAUACUAUCCAACAGUGAAAAG
Girardinichthys multiradiatus is the source of this 1683-nucleotide messenger RNA. RefSeq names its product matrix metallopeptidase 23ba (gene mmp23ba). The record is from RefSeq and is a predicted model, not a curated record. Bases 309 to 1526 code for a protein of 405 amino acids. NCBI's taxonomy places the organism in Eukaryota, Metazoa, Chordata, Actinopteri, Cyprinodontiformes, Goodeidae. Gene Ontology annotation, cellular component: extracellular matrix. The transcript has 8 exons. Gene Ontology annotation, molecular function: metalloendopeptidase activity; zinc ion binding. Gene Ontology annotation, biological process: collagen catabolic process; proteolysis; extracellular matrix organization.